This is a messenger RNA of Porites evermanni, 12623 nucleotides long. Lineage: Eukaryota; Metazoa; Cnidaria; Anthozoa; Scleractinia; Poritidae. The record is from the annotation of a GenBank genome assembly.
AUGAAGACAAACGCAGAGCAAGAUCGUGAUCGGCACGAGAGACUUGGUAAAUUAUGCAGGUGUUUCAGAAACAAGCAUCAUCAAGAUAGUGCGUGGUCGUGGGUUGUGUGUACUUCAGCAGCGAUUUGCAAUGCUCUUAUCUUUGGCUUUCUUCUUAGCUUCGGUGUUCCGUUCCCUGUUUUGCUGGACUAUUUCAAUGAGACAAGGGAAAGAACUGGUGAGUAGAAAGAAUAAUUUUUUCUUCUAUUGGUUUGUUAUACCUAGAACACUAUCCGGGAAGAACUUACCUUUUGAAAGACUGACCUGGUGCUUAAACCUGUGCAUCGCAGAUGCAUAUUUCUCGUAAUUCUUUCUUUCUGUCCUUUUAAAUUUUUCACUUUUUUAUUACUUACCCCAGUGAGUCAGUCGUAGUAAUUAUAUUUGUCAUGAACAUUAUCUAAAACAUCAACACACAAAGUCUAUAUUCAAUCAUUUUUAGCUUCAUUCCCUGUCUUACAUUAUUCAGAUCUAAAGAUGAACAAGUGAUGAAGCGAAACUAAGUUAUGUCCUGUGUUACGCAACUAGGGAAUUUUAAGUAAAACAACUACCAGCGUCUGCGGCCAAAACCACAAAACUGUUUUUAACAUGCAAACUCCGAUGCCCUUUACUGAUGGUUUUGUUCUCUUCUCUACAUUUGUUUGCAAAUCACCUUGAUCGAUGAUCAAUCGUUUUUGGUGGGGAAAAAUGAAAUGAAAUAUUUUCGUUCUCUUGUUUUUCAGUUCGUGGGUUUCCACGCACGUGCAGUGACCUGAAUCACCCCAGAGCUACAAAAUGUAGCUUGGUAAUUCAACAUUUUCAAAGAUGUUUUCACAGACAAGCUUUAAUUCUUUUCCAAUGUGUCGUUUUAAAUAGGUCUCAACCUCCUUUUGCUACGAUUUAGCGGUGAUUUUUUUGUUUUCUUGGAUUUUUCACGCACGUGAUCUGAAUGACCCCAGAGCUACAAAAUCAACAACUUCAAAAGUGUUUUCACAGACUAGCUUUGACGUUUUAGGUGGGUCUCAACCUCCUUUUGCUACGACUUAGCAGUAAUUUUUAAAUUCUUGCAGGCUUCUUCUUUCUCCACGGUAUUACACGUUAAAACAUUAACAAUCUCUAUCUGAAAUUGUCUUGUGAUCAGAAUCAACGUCUUAGGUAUUUUUGAAAAUGUAAAUCAAACAAGAUUAAUCAUAAGAUGAUGUCGAAUUUCUAUUAUUGUCCGCUCUUCUAAAAAUUGACCCCAAAUUAUUGCAAUACACACGUGUAGAACAGACAGAAUUAAAAGUCAGACAUCGCUGUUAGUCACUGUUUAAGCUAAUUUAAAUGAAAAUGAAUAAUAAUUAUAAAAAUAAUGAUAAAGACUAUGAUGAUGGUUAAGGUAUUGAUUAAAAGCUUAACAUGUUAUCGUAAUACAACCUAUGUACAUGUAAACGCCAUAUGAUUCUAAAAGCUUACUUCCAUAAAUAGCUUCUAUAUCAUUUACAAAUUACAAAUUAUGACAUAUUACGUAAUAUUGCACAUGUAGCAUUGUUGUGUCUCACUAUGCAUUCUUGAUUAUUUCUUCUUUGGCUGCUUUGUUUAAUUUAUCUGUCGUCAUGCAUGCAGUUACGUUCCUCGUUUUAACCAAAUACCGCAACUUGAUAUUUUAAUAGUAUAAGCCCCGAAGCUUUAACAGGACCUUCAUCGUGCACUCAAGGAAUCAACUCAAGCAUAUUAAGGCAUGGCUCAAUUUUUGUUCUCGACCCCCCCUGAAGAUAAAACGGUUUUCUUUUUUUUCUUCUACGGCCAUGCAUUUUAAUUCUAAAAGUUACUAAAAACUUUCGGGAAAGUUUCUUUUGAGGCAUUGAAUCGAUUUAGGUUGAACUGAUGUCACGUGAAAGGUGACGUCAAAAUGAUAGCGGACAAAAAGACAAAAACAAGACAAAGACAAAAAAGCGUGCUGCACGUGCAAAUUUAAUGCUUUUUGCUAAUUAGAAGAAAAAGUGUGCUGCACGUGCAAGUUGUUUUUUUGCUUUUAGCCCUGGCUAAAUCUAUAUUUUAUUCAAAAGAAAACGCUAGUAAAUAGGGUAGAGAUGGUUGAUUACAACUGAGUUUGAACCAUGUGUAAAUGUUUAUUUUUUUGGUACAAAGUUUUUCCGUGGCCGGAAUGGAGAGAGUUUUCAAUUUCUUCAAAAGCAGGAGACCAUCAAUGGGCUCCUGUCAAAGAUAUUAACAGAUAAAAAGUGUCAUGUGGCCUGUUUUGCUUAAUUGUUAAUAAAAAUGGGAGUCAACCAUUCCGGCCAGAUUCAUGCGAGGAACCAUGAAAGAAUAACAAGAAUAUGGUAUUUAAUAUCUACUGUGUGGCAUCUCCCACCCCACUUUUAGUUUUCUCUUCCGUCCUGGACUUGACCUUAACUAGUCACGUGAAACACAAAUAUGGUUUUUUACGUAACAGGAAAAUUGCGUUUACUGAUAUCUUCGAGGUUGCGAACUCAGUUCAGCUACUUUUGAUAGGUAAAUUAGGCUCAGGCCAUGCCUUUAAACAUGCUUGAGAAAGAACUGUAAUUACUUAGGUACGACAACAUUUUAUUGAAAUAAUUCAAAAUUGUAAUCAGAGUUAAGUUAAAUGUGAAAGGUUCACAGUUAAGCUAGGCAAAAGGAGUCCGCUUUCGAUAAAUUAAAAGUUUUUGUGUUCACAUUGGAAUAUCGGGAAAAAAAUUUCAAUUUUGAAUGUUAAGCCUUAUAGUCACAUGCUUUGAUAUAUCGAAUGUAUACUGUUACCCUCAAGGCUUGUAUAUAAUGGUCCAUAGAGGUACAUGUAGGUAGUCAGCUUUUAUGGUAAUCAUUAGAAUGCGUAAGAGAAAUAGCUUCUUAAUUUUAAGUCAAUAAUUGGAAAUAAGCAAAAACCGUGACCGUUAAGCUCAUCGAAUGAUUGUGCUACUUUCAGUAAAAGUGUAUGAAUCAUAUAUCUGACUUAAAAAUGAAACGAAUUGGUCGUUGCAAUUCUGCAUCAAACCGUCACUUAAGUCGUCUUACCGUCACUUCUCUUCGGCGUAAGCAUUUGAAAAUCAGCUUCUAAGGAAAAUCUUGAACAAAAAAUCUUGCGAGCUGCAAGUCAGAUCAGUGAUCUAUCGCUCUUCAGGCAGCUUUUUGCCUUUUUUCAACACGUUACGAAAUAAAACUGUUUCGUUCCAAAAAGGCGCUUAAGUAAAAAGAUGUGCGCCCAUUCUAAAAAACCUCGGAAAAGCCCCAGAAUACCUGAAGUCUGAUUCAAUAAACCUUCCACGUCUCCACUCGUUGUCCAUUGAACGAUAACUCCACUUAAGGGUCGAUAAGAGGAAGUGACAUGCGAACGGUAGUAAAACCGAAUUAACUGUUAAAGAAAGCGGGCUUCAAGGAAUCAAACAACAGCAACAACAACAAAACACUCCAUUGAAAAAAAGUAGACUAUGAGAGAUACAGCACGCCAUCUUAGUCGACAUGUACUUAAUUACGUCACUUUUUGUUAGAUAUUCAUCAGUAUUAUAACAAACAUGAUAGUUAAUUAUAAUGACAGUUCAAUACUAUCAGUUCCUCCUAAUCUUUUUAGCUUUUAAUUUCGAUGUUAUUAAAACAUUUUGAAUCGGUUAUAUUUCAAAAUUUUAACUCUUAGCGUACCUUACUCCGUUCUGAUAAACGUCGGCGGCCGAAAAAUCUUCUACAGUGGAGCUUUCAAUUUUUUUUCUAUGGAUUGACAAAAUCUGGCAGCGGGCUCUCUUAGUUCUUGCUCUCUCUCUGGCCCAUUGUCUCGCGAAUUGAUUUACAUAAAAACUGUUCAACUUUUACAAAAUUCAACGAUUUUGCAAUUACAGUGUAGGCACAGUAUCGCUAAUUCAAUAGUUUGUUUUAAAUCCGCCGUGGUUUGUAUCUGACCCGUGACUGUUGUUAGAAAUGAAUACGUGAUGACGAUGAUGUUCAUAAUGAUGAUAUUAAACCGAAAAAAAAAUUCAUUUUCAGCUCUUGUUGGCUCACUAGCUUUGGGCAUGACGUGGUUUGCUAGCCCGCUGCCUGGCUAUCUUUCUGAUCGCUUUGGCUGUCGCAUUACAAACUUCAUCGGAGGCGCCUUGUGCGUGACUGGCCUGGCGAUGACGUCAUUUUCCCACAGUCUCAAUCUUAUGUAUCUCACCCACAGCCUGGUAUUCGGUUUGGGGGUAUGUUUUGUCUACAACUGCAACUAUCUUGUUACUGCACAGUACUUUAAAGAAAACUUGUUUAUGGCAACGGGCAUUGUAGCGUUGGGGGCAAGUCUGGGUGUCCUAUUCACAGGUCCAUUGCUUCAAGUUCUUUUGGAUUCGUUUGGAUGGAGAGGCACGUACAGAGUAGCUGCCGCGUAUUUCACAAUUGUCUGCGUUCUGAGCUUAACAUACAACCCAAAUGUACAAAAAACAACGGAGAUUGAGUUCAUCAAUAACAAUGAGGAUGCUGAGAGAGGUGAAAGAAGUGGCAUUUCUCUUUACUGUAGCGUGUGGACGUUUCCUACGUUUGCUGCAUCCGUCAUGUCUUUUGUGUUUCGGGGUUUUGGAAUGUACAUUCCAUUCAUCUAUCUGGUUAGUUUCUUUACUUUUCCCGUUUUUCUAAUUAGUAUAGGUAAUAGCAUGAUUUGUAGUGAUUUUUGGCAUAAAUACCACGAGUGAUAUUUCGAAAUUGGUAUACGUAAUUUCACGAGCCUUUAGGCGAGUGAAAUUUGAGACACUUUUGAAAUAUCACAAGUGGUAUUUAUGCCACAUAUCACGUACAAAUCAUGCUAUUAUUUGUUUAUACUACUACCCACAAAAGGUUUGUAAUUUUCACAUGUAGGUAUUUCAAAUUAAGCUGAAAUACCACUGCUCUAAGCCAAUCAAAUUGCAGAAAUUUCUGAUGUAGUAGUAUAAAAGUAAAAACAGGGGAAAUUAAACUAUUGUGUAACUUCACCAUUAGACCAGCCCUAUUAACACGACCAUCUAUGGUUAAUGCGGUGUCUUCGUUAAAUGUGACCACCUCAUUAGCGUGACCACCCGAUGCGACCACCCUGUUAUAACGGCCACUUUUUUUCUGUCCCUAAAAGUCCAUUCGUUAAGUACUAUAUUAAAAACAAGUAAUAUUUAACAAUUAUUCGCCGUAGGCGAACUUAAUAUUGUUGAAUAAUCCCCGAGACGAAGUCGAGGGGAUUAUUCAACAAUAUUAACUGAGCCUGAGGUGAAUAAUUGUUUUAGUAUAUUCACACGAAGUGAUCUCAACAGAAUCAGAAAGAAAACCAUUAAAAAACGAUUAGUUUGAUUGACGGGUGAAUUCACGCGUGAACACGAAGCCGUUAACAGUGGAUGCUCAAAAGUUAGAUCUUUACAGUAUCUUCAAACAUGGCAAAUGAUAGUUUUAAUCUUUUUGUAUCUAGUUUUGUAAGCUUUAGCAUCAACGGAUAAAAAGAAAACGCCGAAAAGUUAAAUUACUACCCAAUUCUGAGAAGAAAAGCAGAGCUUUAUUUGUUUCUGUCAACUCACCGUGAAUGAAAAAGUUUUCUUUGUUGCUUCUUGCAAAUGCUGUCAACAGCGACUACGAUCAAGGUGAGCGUUGUUUAUCUCCAAAGUUCUUUGUCUUGUUAACUUGCUUGCGCUUACAAUUUUCCAAAAUAUCUGCCUUCCUCUUUUCUCCAUAAAUUAACUUCUAUUUAUAGGCAAAAUUGGUCUUUCGAGAAAAUCCCGAAAUCACAAAACAGUGACAAAGCGACCUCGUUUUCCCCUGUAGUGGUAAACAUAGCUUCGAGCAUACAAAAAGUCAGCUACAGUAAACCACUUCACAAUAAAUCACGCUGUUUAAGUCCUCUUUUCUUGCCUCCAGCACUUGGAUAUUCGUGUAUUUUCAAAAAGGCUUUACUAUGAAACUUUGGCAAAACACCCAGUUCACGACAGCGAUUUUGUUCUGCUUUAUAUUCACCGCCUAGCGCGGUGAAUAUAACGUCAUAGUCCGAGAUAGCUAACCAAUCAGAUUGCUUGAAUUACCAAGAUCACAUCAAGUGCUUGCUCAGCACUUUCAACAUAGGACCAAAAGCGAAGCCCUGGUAUUGCAAUUCUACUUUCGCUAAGAGGAGCAAAAGAAAGGGAAUUCCUCCUGAAAUAGUGGGCCUGAGUUUGAUAUCAGUUGAAAAAAAGAUGACUGGUCAGCGGAGAAUAAAAAAACGUCACCUCAAUGAAAUGUACACCAUGAGACAAUCAUGUGAUAUUGGCCAGCGGAUACUCUAUUUUGACACCUGUAAAUUGACCACAACAUGGACGUCCAAUAUCAAGUUAGACACAGAUUGUGUACCGUAUUUCCUCGAAUAAGCGCCCGGGCGCUUAUUUCAGAUGUCAGCUAAAAGGAUGCGCGCUUAUUCGAAGAAGGACGCUUAAUCGAGACGGGGGGAACGCUUAAAUUAGUUAUUCCUUUAAAAGAACUAGAGAAUAGUCUAGUCGUUCCUGGAAAGGAAGUUUACGGCAUAUACCAAGAGCGCAGGCAAUACGACAAAAAUUAAAAGAAGAGAUAACCCAUAUAAAACUAACUGGAAGUGACUUAACGGAAAACAAACUACAGUCUCCCGUACUGAUUCUGCUGUAGUUAACGCCUAAAAGGUGAAAAAUAAGGUGGCCAUAAAGCUGGUUUUUCCAUGUAUCCCUUAUAUGCAAGAAAGUGGGGGGGAGGGACUGGAAGAGGCGCUUAUUUGAUAUAAUGGUCUUAGGGGUGGGCACUCAUCUGGGGGAGGCCGCUAAUAAGAGCAUUAGCGCUUAUUCAAGGACAUGAGAUAUGCCUUCAACUACAAACUACUAAGUUUGUCUUUUCACAUCCUCUAACAUAAAAGGGCAGACAUACAGACGAAAGAUUUUGUCACAACAAAAUUCUUGGACGCAUAGUGACUUAUUUUCUUGUAUUUUGCUAUCUUAACAGUCAUUGUAUUGGGAAAAGUGACACUUAAAUGUUUAGGAGUUCCUCAAGAGAUGAAUUAAGGCUUUCGUAUCAAAACUCAAUGACAAAUGUCUUUGUUGGUUUUCGGCUUCCAUGUUGGUGCUCGUCGGAAUGGGCACCAAAUGGCGUCUCUAUAAAAAGCUCUAGAUUUGGGUAAAUCAUCUCCCAAUAUCUCGAAAAUGAAAAAUUGCACUAACCUCAAUCUCGGCGAGGGUGUUUGAACUGAUUUAGCCCCUUUCAUUUCCGAUCCAGAGUCUGGCGUAAUGUAUUGAACGGUUUCGAUGUUCAUGACAGUGUAAGCCAGCAACUCCCAUGGUGCUCCGCUAAUUUAUGCAUUAAUGAUUGCUGAGGAAAUGUUUUGUGUGAUUGGUUGUCUUUACACUAGGUUGUUAAGUAAGACCUAGGAGCUGCUAAGUUUUACUUAACCAAAAAUUCGUGUGUGAAGGCCUAAGUAAAAUGUCAAGUAACUUUACUUUGCAUCUCAUUAAAGUCGGAAAGUUGAAACGAUUCAAGAAAGUUUCAAGCGACUUGAAAACCAUCCUUAAAACCGACUUACCUGACAUGCAGUUACUUGCGGUUUCUUGAGGUUUGAGAAAGGCGAAACACGUCAAUCAAGCGUAAUUAUGUUGCGUGGAAAAUAGCCUCAAGUUAACCGGAAGUAAAAAAGAAUCGGUUGUGUGUGAAGCUUUAUUUUACUUGAAGUAAUUAAAAUUUACUUAAUUAUCUUGAAAUAUCUCUUAGCUUAUUUAGGCUCUAGUGUAAAGACUACCAUUGUUUCAACUACAUAGUUUCCUUUGGGCCAGUAAAACUACUACACUAACUGUAUCGAGUGUGUUUAUAGGUUGAGUAUUCCGAGGAUAACGGAAUAACCGCCCAGGAUGCUUCACUACUGUUCAUUUAUAUUGGCCUUUCUUCGUCGCUUGGCCGGAUUAUAACUGGAAAGGUGUGCAACAACAAGAAUGUAAAUCCUGUUUUUAUGUACCAAGCAUUCAUGCUCUUAGCUUCUAUCUCCGCCUUUUUGCUCAAGUUUGCCACCAAAUACGGGUACUUAAUUAUCUUCAGUGCUGUAUAUGGCUUCAGUGAUGGAGUUUUCAUAGCAACUCAAGGUUUUAUCUUGCUGAGCUGCGUAGAUGCAAAAAGAACAACAGCGUCCUUCUGUAUCAAUAACGUUAUUUAUUCAUUUACAGCAGCCGCCGGUGGCCCCAUUGCUGGUGAGUUGGUUGCAAGUAAACUCCUUCACAAGUAGUUGCGAUAUGAUCGUCUUUAAUGUUUGGUCGUCAGUAGGAUAGUGGUUGAUAGUGACCUACGUUUCGUAAACCUGUGGGCUAGUCAUCUUCAGAGUCAAAAGUGAGAUCGUAUCAUUUAACCCUCGGACGUACAGGGGCGGUUGUGGAUGCCACCCCCUAAGGUUUUUCUGAGUUUUCUCCUAGAGGAUAAAACAUCAGCACCUGAUGUUUUUCAGUAGCUGUUCGUUCAUCUCUCUCGCGCAUUUUAAGUCAAGUUCAGUAAUGGUCAAUUUCUAUUUUUACGAGAUAUGACGUCAUAAGUAGGAGGUGGUCAGGCGAUUUUUGAGAGAAGGUUCUUGGUUUUUUUUUUGACUUUUUUCAACAAAAAAUCAUGCAAAGUGCUUAUUUACAUGUUAUUUUUCAUGUCAAGCACAAAAAACACCAUUUCUCGCGGUUUAACCUAAUUUGUAAUUCUUGCUUAAAUCCAAGAUGGCGGCUAAGAUUGCGACAAUUGUUGGUGACGUCACAGGCCCCCAGCGGCGCCACCACCCAUAAAAUAUUCUUCAUCUUGUAGAGAAGAUCAAAGCCGCUCGUGCGCCCGGCUCGACAAAACCACCAUGCUACGCAGGCUACACUGAAGGUAAAAUCGUUUCGAAAUACUGCAACAAAGCAAAAACUCUAAUGGGGGCUCCAUCCACCCCUCCCCCUGUACCACGGUGGGGUUAUGAAUCUGCGUGUACGUCCGAGGGUUAAGUUGUUGGGGGUGAUGCUCGAUAUACCAUGUCAAUGUAUGCACUAUUGUGUCGCUCUAUUUUGGGAAGUUUAUUAUGUUACUGUGUAAGGGUUAGGGAUCAUCACUGUUCAGUGUUCCUUGUGAAGUACCUCGAGAAUUCCUAUUCACUUGGUAUAUGGUAUGACUCCCUAGUUACUGACCAGUGUGAUUAGUCAAUUAAGGCCCCAUGUUACUGGUUGUCUGAUCUGUCAGUUGUAAAGCCGCGAUGCUAUUGGCUAUGGUUUUGACAUGAUUGACCACAGUGUGCUGAUUGAGGAGCUAAGGAACAUGCAUGUGCACCCUGUUCUAGUUAACUGGAUAAUAGCUUUUCUGUGUAACAGGACUCAGGCUGUGAGGAUUGAGAACAUUAUAUCCGAGUGGAAAACUCCCAAGGGCGGUAUACCACAAGGCACCAAGUUAGGAGUCAUUUUGUUUACAAUCAUGACAAAUGAUUUAUUGCGCUCAUGGAACCUUAGAAUAAAGUUUGUUGAUGAUACCACAGCACUUGAAGUAAUCCCUAGGAACAGUGCCAGUCUACUCAAUUUUGUUAAAAACGAUAUCUAUGCUUUUUCUGAAGAUCACAGAAUGAAAUUGAACCCUACUAAAUGCAAGGAGAUGCUAAUUAAUUUUAUGAGUAAUCAUAAUUUUAUUGUGAAUGCUAUUGUAACAGGUAGUAGCACAAUUGAGAGAGUCAUGACAUAUAAGUUACUAGGCGUUUAUGUAAGUAAUGACCUGAAAUGGAACCAUCAUGUAGAAGUUAUAGUGCAAAAGGGAAACAGGAGGCUUUACUCUUUAAGGGUCCUUAAGCAAUGUGGUGCACCUCCAGCUUCACUAGCUAAGGUUUAUAACAUAGGCACGUUAAACGUGCCUGAGCUAUUUUGAAUGCUUCAGUGUAACGUUACGAAGUGUGAUGAAUCUACCUUUUUUGUCUUAAAUGUAGACUGGGUUUUUGUGCGAAAUUGGGUAUUGCCGUACAUAAAAGAAAACGCGAAACGCCGGCUCAGCUGCGUCGAUCCUCAUGCUAUAUAUUCACUUUCCUCUGUCUUUCCCUGUAACAUUUGGUGCAAGUUAAACAAAUUGUUAAAGUUAAAUAAAUAUCUACUCACCAAACGUUGAUUACACGGAAAACUCUAAGGUUUCCUCGGAGUUUCUUAAACCAAAAUGUGACUCAUCAAAUUCGAGUAGUCAAGAAAUACCAGGAUUUUUAUCAUUGUGGUAGAUGGUUGCAUCGUCACAAUUCACGAGGUUUUCAGGUGCCAUUCUACUCAGUGAAACAGUCUUUAACUUUAAAGUCUUGAUUUCGUCAUGUUUUAAAAGCUAUUGCUUUUAAAAGACAAGAGCCUUUUUUAAGGCAUUGGUUACAAAACGAAACAGGUCUUCAUACGUUCAAGCGAGUUACUAUCAUUAUUGUGAAAAGCCAAUCUGCAUGAGAUGUACAGUCACACAACUGGCAGUGAAAGUGUUGGACUUUGCCCCCUUUCGUUGUUCGUACGUGAGGGAAUUCGAGUUAUCACACAGUAAUCUAGUAAACAGAAUUAUAAAAAUAACUCAUGCACACAAUUUGCACGUGAAGAUGUUGAUCUUCGGCCCUUUUACAAUUCGUACGUAAAAAAACGCAAAUUGUUCACUACAAAAUUUUCUCAAACGAUUUUAAGAAAUCACCUAGGCUUCAUUACAACAGCUGGAAUUAAAUUAUGUUUCAUGCAACGUCAAGGUAGCCUAACAUUUACUGAUUAACUUCCAAGAAAAUUAUCAAACUGCCGAAAUAUAUUUCUGCUCAUAUCAUGUUACUUCACUCAGUAAAACAGUAUCUAAUUAUUGCGUCAACUAGCUUCUUCCAAUUUUAUUGCCUAACGCUACUGUUUCCACUUAAGUUACGCAUCUUUACUAAAUAAAAUACGUUUCAAUAACUAUAAUGCUUAGUAUGCAGGAAGGAUGUAUCAUGUUGUUCACUUAUUAUUCUUUUUUUUGUUUUGCCGGAACAAAAAAGGUCUGUUGAACUUUGUAAGCGAGAGAAUAAUAAAGCUUGUUUACAGGAUUAACAAUACUCGGUACAGCUUUCAAAAAAAUAAGCUGCCUUUCAAACUUGUAAAACCACAUUUUAUAGGCGACAUACUUUCGAAUUAAAGUCCACAUCUAAAUAUCAAUUAUUGCUUCACUGGAAGAGCUUUGAAAAUAUACGAUCUUUUAUACUCUACCUUGAAGUAGGUGAAACAUAACUCAUAAAUACGUGCGUCAGUACCGUUAGCGAUAGCCGAAUUCGGUCAGAAAUGUCUUGAAGUAGCAUCCACACUAAAAUAUGAACCCUUAAACAGCUGCAUCACUGUACACAGCAUUUGAAUCAUGAAGAUAUUUAAUAUAAUGUUUCCAAACACCUGUAGCCGUAAUAAAAGACGAAAAAAAUGUGCAGAAUUAAGAUGGCGGUCUCAAAGUGCCCUUGUUCGACCUUUAGCAACGUCAUGUUUAAGUAGAUGCCAAGAUCUCCUUGGUUCCUAAGCAUCAACUCAUAGUACUUUCAACUUUAUUGGCUCUUGCAACAAACAUCCGAACAUACAAAGGUACAAAGAUACAAAGUUACAAAGAUACAAAGAUACAAAGCCACAAAGAUACAUACGCUCACUCCACUGACAUAUGAGCUAUUUUUUCAAAAUAGCUCAACAACCAUUGUUCGUCCUGUUCUAGAAUAUGCUGCUCCUGUCUGGCAAAAUAUAUCAGAUUUUCUAUCUUAUAAGAUUGAGAGCAUUCAGAAAAGGGCUAUGCGCAUCAUUUUUCCUUUAAUGAAUUACAACGAGGCAUUAAAUGCCCUUAAUCUGACAACUCUAAGUGACAGACGCGCCCAUCUAUGCCAGGUUUAUAUUGAUAGACUCCGGAAUGAGAAUCACCCCUUGCAUUUUAUGCUCCCCAAACAGGAGGAGGUUGUGCAUAAUUCUAAUCUUAGAUCUGGCAUUAGCCGCUCCACGCUUCCUACCUGUAGGACCAAGCGCACGCAAGAGUUUGUCAUGCAUAAGUAUACCUUGUAGCUUGUACAAUUAUAUUUUCUAGUAUGUAUUGGAUUUAUUGCAUUAUAUUUUAGUGUUAUAUGUUUUGGAAAUAGCUCUGUAAUUCAGCCAUUCUGUAUAUUGCUGCAAUGAGUCUUAAUAAACAGUCAUUAUUAUUAUUAUUAUUAUUAUUAUUAUUAUUAUUAGUAUUAUUAUUAUUAUUAUGAAGAGUCUAAACUGUGCUUUUUCUAUAACCUUUCUAUCAUGAUGUCAUACUUUGUUGUCAUAAGGCGUCGUUUAAAGCAGAGGCUGAAAACAUGCGGAAAUGGGCUGAUGGCGGUACAAAUUGGUAUACCCAUAUCCUUAAUAAGUAAAAGGGCUUCUAUUGUAAACCCAAAGCAAACUAGCAAAAUGAAAGGAAAAAAUAUUUUUCGCUUAAAAGAAACCUAACAUGGUCGUUAUCUGUUUUUUCCCUUAGGCUUGAUAGUGGACCAGACUGGAAGCUAUGUUUAUUCAUUUUACAUGGCCGGUGCUGCUCUUCUGGUUGCAUUUCUUAUUCCAAUGGUUUUGAUUCCUAUCAAUCACGGAAAGGUCAGAGUUCGUCCUCUUGUAGGCCACAGUAAAGAAGAUAUGGUUACGUCAAAAUCAAAAGGGCCUGAAGCUGGCCAAGAUCAAACCACUCUUGGAAAAACCCCAACCUAA